Leptonychotes weddellii (Weddell seal) is the source of this 5002-nucleotide messenger RNA. The record is from RefSeq and is a predicted model, not a curated record. NCBI's taxonomy places the organism in Eukaryota, Metazoa, Chordata, Mammalia, Carnivora, Phocidae.
GUGCGGCGCACGGGCGGCGGCGGCGUGGAGACUGUGCAGGGCCCGGGCGUGUCGUGGGUGCACCCCGACGGCGUGGGCGUGCAGAUCGACACCAUCACGCCUGAGAUACGCGCGCUCUACAACGUGCUGGCCAAGGUGAAGCGCGAGCGCGACGAGUACAAGCGGAGGCGGGAGACCUUUGAUUUUGACGAUGACUGUGACAGCCUGACGUGGGAAGAGAACGAAGACACACUGCUGCUCUGGGAGGACUUCACCAACUGCAACCCAACCAUUGACCUGCAGGGCGAGCAAGAGGAAAACUUGGGCAACUUGAUCCACGAGACAGAAUCCUUCUUCAAGACGAGAGACAAGGAGUACCAGGAAACGAUUGGCCAGAUCGAGCUGGAGCUGGCCACGGCCAAGAGCGACAUGAACCGACACUUGCAUGAGUACAUGGAGAUGUGCAGCAUGAAGCGCGGGCUGGACGUGCAGAUGGAGACCUGCCGCCGGCUCAUCAAAGGCUCUGCAGACAGGAAUUCACCGUCCCCCAGCUCCGUGGCCAGCAGUGACUCAGGAAGUACAGACGAGAUCCAGGAUGAGUUUGAGCGGGAGGCGGAUGUGGAACCCAUGGUCAGCUGAUGACGGAGGCCCCCUGUGCCUGCUGGUCUUGGUGAUGGGGCCUCUGCCCCCACUCCCCGUGGGUCCAGGAAGGCUCCUCGGAGUGGGGCUCCAGUCCUCACCACACAGACUCCCUCUGCCCUCCCUUCUCUGGAGGCCCCGAGGGACCGCUGCUUCCUUCCUUCCACCCCACCACCAACCAGUGCCCCUUCUCCAUCCACCCACCCAAGGAAUGGUGCUGUCAAUUUCUAUUGUUCUCCACAUUACAAAUGCAGACUUCUGUCCAGACGAUGCAGUGUUAACUGUGCCUUUUCCCUUAAGCUGAGCCACUUUGAGCUCCAAAGAAUUCUUCCUAGCAGGUGUUUUUAUACAAAACUCUAAGGUGAGGGCGGGGCCCCUGGCGUGGUAUAAUGUGGAUUUCUAUCCUCCCACCUGCUCCUCUGAUUGGCCAUGAGCUCUGCCCUCCCCUCCUCUGCCUGGCCAGUGCCAGUUGGCCUUGGGGUGGUCCACCUUCCCACCCGCCAGGAAGGAGCUGUUUGCCUUUGCAACCUUUCCAGGCCUGGGUGGGGGCCUCCCAAGUGUUUUUACUUACUGACAAGAGAGAAAAGAUGGAAGGAGGGAGGGAAGACAAAAUUUUAUUUUCUUUCUGAAUCGAGUGGCGAAGCAGAGGGACAAGGCACUGUGGGGGAAAGUGGAGUCUCACUGUGUUUAAACUACUAUGCAAACAAAACAAAACAAAACAAAACAAAAGCAGCUUGCCUUAUAUCAUUGUGGAAGGUAGGCCCUCGCCCAGACUCCCGGUUUUCCCCUGGAGCUGGGAGGGAGGCCAAUGCUAGGGCGAUCUCUCUCGCAGCCUCUGAGGGUGAGCACUGACUCGGGAGGGGGCGGUUCUGUCAAGGUCGGUAGUGAGGCCGGGGGCCUGCAAGGCCAUGGGCCCACCUGACUGCUUGCUUUCUUGGGACCUUUGUGGGGUGGGAGGGGUCUUUUAUUGCUCUGAUGACUUGAUGUUUUUCUCUCCCUUCCCAGCCAAUGAUAAGGGACUAUAGAUCUGUAAUUUCUCUGUGAGAAAGCCUGAAGGGGGCCAGGCCUGGUAUCCACCCCCUCCACAGUGGAGCUGGGUUCCUACCGCCUGCAACCAUCUUGGUUGGUUCUCCACUGCCCCCAGUUGCCGCUGUUUGGCCACCGGCAGGCACUGGAAAGGGAGGGGGAGGGAGGCAGUGAGGGCUGCUGGCUAAUCAGAGGAGGCAGGAGUGGAGCUGGAGUGAGAACCAUCCUCUGUUCUGCUCACGGACAUAUGCAAGCCUGUUCCGUACUUCACUCGAUUGACCGACCAGUGGGGAGUUAAUCUGAGCCAGUAUCUCCCCAAGACUUGGGUGGGCCUGUGUCGGAAGGCACUGUGUUGAGGCCACCUGCCAGAUCGCAGCUUGGAGCCAGCCGAGCAGGUUUUGCUUUUUUUAAAAAAAUUUCUUUUCGUACCCACUCUUGUGGGUGUGAUUGCCGAUUUUUGUUUUUUUAUUGGCCCAGGAGCUCUCCCGGGAGGUCCAAGGGGCAAAAUGUGCCCGAGGCCCAGAACUUCCCACCUCCUGCUCUCCUGUGGAGGCGGAGGAGGGACUCUGGCUUUAAAUAGGAUUGCAGCCCCCUGUCUUUCUUCCUCAGGGUACCAGCGACCUGUAAGGGCCUUCUCUGUCUUCCGUUUCCCCACCUGUUUUGCAGUCUUAAAACCAUUGUACAUAAUACUCAUAUGAUAUAUAUAUAUAUAUAUAUACACACACACACACAUAUAUAUAUAUGGAGAGAGAGAGUGUAUGUUAGUGACUGUGUGUAAUUUUUAUUUAUCAGAACUUGGUGGCCUUUAUUGUGAGUCCCCCCCCCCUUUUUUUUUUUUUUCUGUUGCGGUUGUCGCAGGAACCUGCUGGUUCCCUGUGGCAGUCUGGCCGAGAGGCUUCCAUUCCCAAACAGUCCCUGGGUAGGUACGCGGAGGGACCAUGGGUUCAGAGGAGAGACAGCCCCUUCCCCUCCUCCUCAAUGACCCUUGUUCUAAAGGUUACAGGGUUCAAACAUACCUGAUUAUUAUUGUCAUUAGUGUUAUUGUUGUCUUAGUUUUAGUUUUAUUGUAACCAAAGUUUGUUAGAGCCAGUCAGGCUUGGACCUCAGCUGCUGGAAAGAUUUUCCGUUUCCGGGAGGACACGCCCCCCCCCCCUCAACCCCGGCCUCCUCUGUCCAGGGCUGAGGGGGGUAAGGGAAUGGCGUGGUUUGGGAGGCAGAGCAGAGGUCAGUCCCGGUUGUUUCUCAAGGUGGUGGGGAGGGUGGCAGACCCAUCUUUAGUGUUAAGACAUAAGGCAGCAGUGUAAGUAUUUGGAAUUAAGGGGGCCUCGGCAGUCAGCGUUCGGUGGUAUUAUGUAUGCUUUCCCCCUCAUGUACAUAGGACGUUUGCCUCUGGGACUGGGGUGCUCGAAGUUUGUCCAGGGAGUAUGGAAAUGGCAGGAGCCCGAGAUAGACGCUGGCCGAGCGGCUCCUUCCUGCUGGUUUUCCAUAGCUGCUCUCCCCUGGGGAGCAAGGAUUGGGGCAGGUGGAUGGGGCUGGGGGACGGGCAAGGGUGUGGCAGACCGGUCUCCUGGGUCUGAGCCCGGCUGCCUCUCGCUCUCCCCACCAAGUUCUUUUUUGAGUUUGUUGCCAGUGGGCCCUUGCUCGUGCCCCCGCCAUGAGCCCACAGCUUGCCAAGAAAGACCCCAACGCUUGCUGGGGCAGCACCGGGUCCAGUUGGGAUGAACUGGUCCGUCCUUUGUAAAGCUGUAAAUACUAAAAUUUCUAUUUCUAAGCCCAGUGUCAUAUUGACAUUGGUAUUUUAAGGUUGUUCUCAGAUGGGCUCUCCUGUGCUGCCCUCUCUCACUCUCCUAUUUUUGGGGGUUUUAUAAAAAGAGAGGAUUGGGGAGGGGCAGGGAGAGUAACUUCCUUUUGGCUCCCUGGUUGUGGAAGACACAUGCGCAUGCACGCACGCACAUACACACACACACACUCCUCUGAGACUCCAAACGGGGAAAAAAAAUCAUUGGCAAGUGAACACACUUUGUUUUCUUGUAGCAAUAUAUCUUGAGGUCUUUGAAGGGCGGACUUAGCUCUGACCUACAGAGAAGCAAACCACUUUGGCUUGGAAUGGGGGAGAGGGUGUGGGGUAGGGGGUAAUAUAAGGUGUAACUUAAGCUAAAUGUAAUGUAUUUAUAAAGUAAGAGAUUCUCAUCUAUUUUUAUGAGAGGAAAGGGUUUUUAAAUUUAGGGUAGGCAGUUAUGGUAGCCCAGCGUUGUCCUGUGAACAAGAAAUGCAUGUUGCUGCUGGACUGAAUAUAAUCAGUGCCCCUCCACCUCCCUGGUCUCACCACCCACUCACCUGUACCCGUGAGUGGCUUCAGCAGAGCCUAGGUCCCACUUCACCCCAUUUCCCUGUUCCUUGACCCCCCAGCUCCUUGGUCCUUGAAAGUCUCUGGCGGGGGGCACUUGUGGAAGUGGGUGGGCAGUGGAGAAUUCAGAAUUGAGGGGGGUGGGGAGGAGGGGAAAGGGGGCACCAGGUGGGGGACAAGCUCGGCUUCUGAGGGUGGGCUCUGAUCGGUGACUCACGCUCUGGUCUGCCAAGGUCCAUUUCCAAGUCAGCUGUGUUUGGGAGAAGUUGAGAAGCAGCAGACCGUGGGUGGCCGUGGGACUGUUGGUUCAGGGAGCACUUAGCUUCCUUGGGGCCUGGGCCCUGGUGGGUCCCAGGUGGUCAGGCAGUUGGAGCAGGAAUGGAAGGGCCAGGAGAUGCCCACCACCCAGCCCCAGCUGUGCCUACUCCAGGCCUCGGCCUGGGCUAUAGUCCUUGAUGUGCUCCUCCAGGGCCUGGGGCAGGAACCGGGGUGCUGGGACUUCCUCAGACCUGGGUUCACCAUCUUGAGACACCGAGCUCUUGUUCUAGAAGGGCAUUCUCCUGACGUGGGGAGUCCGGAGGCAGCUGGGUGGGUAUGGGUAAAGGCAAAUUCUCUCUGAAAGGGAAUUUUCCUUGGCUGGAGGAUUUCCAGGUUCAGGGUGGACUGUGUGUUGGUCUUGGGCAAAUCCCUCACCAUUCCCACUGCCGGGCCCUCAAAGAAACGAGGUAAGGCACCAUCCCCACCCCCGGCAAGACCCCUUCGUGGACAUUUUAGCAUCUACCUGAUUUUUAGCCCCAUCCAGGGAGACUUUAUAUCCUGCAGUUCCAUCCCACCCCACUGUUGCUGUUUGUCUGCCAGUUGGGUCUAUUGUCAAGGGGGAAGGGGGGUUUAUACUCACUGAAAGACUACUGAUCCUACUGGAAACCAACCUGUUUACUGUACUGUUGUAAAUAUCAUGCCCUUUAUAUCCUGUAUAUUGGCUUCUUUUAAAUAAAGUGAAAUGUCUUAGAA